UGUCAGAGUGAACUCUGUUCUGCAGAGAUGUCCACUACUGUCUCCGUCCAACACAGGACAGCAGCAGGCCAAAGAAGAAUAUUUUAAUGUGGAUGAUACAGCUCGGACUAAAACCGUCACUGCUCCGGCCCAACGUGCUGACGUGACCAACAAAACGUACGCUGACCCAACGGAAAUGUUCUGGUGCUGAGUGUGAGAUGUAAAACGGGGUCAUGCCUUUGGUAAAGAGGAACAUUGAGCCUCGCCACCUGUGCCACAGUGCAGUGCCUGAUGGGAUUGGCAACGAGCUUGAAUGUGUGACCAAUAACACGCUGUCCGCCAUCAUCCGUCAGCUCAGUAGUCUGAGUACACAUGCAGAAAAUGUUUUCGGGGAGCUUUUUAACGAGGCUAACACCUUUUAUGGGCGUGCCAACUCUCUGCAGGACCGUAUCGACCGCUUGGCCGUCAAGGUCACCCAGCUGGACUCCAGCGUGGAGGAAGUCUCGCUUCAGGACAUAAACAUGAGGAAGGCAUUCAAAAGCUCCACUGUUCACGACCAGCAGGUUUUGUCAAAGGGCAGCACGCCCAGCUCGGUGGCUGAGAUGCACAACCGCAGCGACAGGCCUCCUCCCCUCGAUGCCCUCACUGCCUACAGGGAGGAUUCUACAAAUGCGAUGAACUUCUACUCCGACCCCUCGUACUUCUUUGAACUGUGGAAGGAGAAAAUGCUCCAGGACACCGAGGAGAAGCGGAAAGAAAGGCGGAGGCAAAGGGAGCAGAAGCGAUGUGUGGAGAACAGCACCCUUCAGCGCGAGGUGAAGAAGGUGAGAAAGGCGAGAAACCGCAGACACGAGUGGAACAUGAUGGCCUUCGAUAAAGAGCUUCGUCCAGAUCACCGCCAUCCACAAACUCUGCGCAGAGGGGCUUCGUCUGAGGGCUCGCUCUCACCUGAUGGCAGGCCUGACCUCCCAGACUACCCCAUCCCUCCUGUGCCUGCCCACGCUGCUUGCAAUUAUGCCAAGUCACAUAAUAAGCCAUCCUCGUCACCACCUGUGGAGCAUGAAUACCACAGCAUUGAUGUCAACUACAAGAGAGUGACCUACGACACUGCAGAGCCCGUCACUCUGAACGGCUCAUCGCAUCCACCUGCAGACUACCACUCGCAUCCUCCACCUCCUACCUCAGGCCCACCCAUCCCCUCAGCACAGACAGCCUUUGGUUUCCGUCCGGUUGCACUUUCACCAACGCCACAUAAUGGAGUUUCACAUAUAGGCCCAGGCUACCCGCUCCCACCUGUACCUCCUCCAGGAAUACACAUGAUGCCUCCUCCUCCGGGUCCCCCUCCUCCUCCUCUCCCCCCCCCAGCUGCACCCUCACACCUUGCAGGACGCAGCGACGGAGGAAGAGGGGAGACAAAACCCGUGAGAGACGCGAGGAGCGACUUGUUGUCCGCCAUUCGUAUAGGCAUCCAGCUGAAGAAAGUCCAAGAGCAGCAGGAGCAGCAGAACAAGCGCGAGCCGGUGGGGAACGACGUGGCCACCAUCCUAUCCCGUCGCAUUGCGGUGGAGUACACUGACUCGGAAGAGGACUCGGAGCUGGAUGAAAACGACUGGUCAGACUGACCAGACAAAAAAGUACAGCAUCUGAUUCAAAACUGGCUUCAGUGGAUUUUCAGUUCAUAUAAAGCUAAACCACUCUCUUUGGCUCCACCUGGUGUGCUGUACAUACAAAUCCACUGUGGGCAGAGUAUCCAUAACCUCAUCCUUAUUGAUUCAAACUGCAAUCGAUGCAGUGUAAGCUUCAAGUUUUCUAACUUUCAUAACCUGCCAUACGAUAUGUUCCCAUAUAAUGUCUCCUUAUAACCGACACCAUUGACCACACCUUACCCCCAAAUGUCACCCCAGGCCUGAAAUACCCCAGUAGAAAAGCUCAGGUAUAAAUAAUAAAGUGAUUGGCUAAAUUCCAUGUAGCUGCUUCAGUUUCAGACUCCUGGUGUUGUGCAUCAUGUGACACAUGGCUUAGACUCUAAUAGAGUCAUCAUUACAGUUUUUAGAAAGAUCUGGGGGGUUUCCAAUUUUAUCAAAUCAUAAUGCCUGCAUACCUUUUGUUUAUAAGACGAUGCAGCAAUAUUAAAAAAAAAGCUAUGAAGUUAUUCACUUUUUUCUUUUAAUGAAAUAAAUUGCACAUCCCGUAUAAUAUGUUGCAUUAAACAUAGUCAUCUUUGCAUUAUGUCUUUGAUAAAGAACUCCUUGUGAAAUUGUGUAACUGCUACCUCAAAUUGUGUUCAUUCUCAAUCGGUUUGUGCAAUAGGGUAUCAUGAUCAGUAUGUAAAAAGUUUUGCUCUGCAAUUAAAUUAUUUGUUGUGAUGUGUCUUUGAAAAAGUGGACCUGUCAUUAAAUCUUUUCAUUAUCAGCCAGAAAAUCGUGUCUUUUUUUUUCUCUUCAAUUUCUUCUUAUUCCUCAUCCUUAUCUUUUUGUUUAAGGUUGUGUAUGUAACUGAACUCUAGUGCAGAUAUGCAGAAGCUUUUCACUGUGAAUCCAGACAAUUGGAUGGUUUUCUUUUUUGUACAUGUCAGG
Labrus mixtus (cuckoo wrasse) is the source of this 2555-nucleotide messenger RNA. RefSeq names its product WASP family member 3a (gene wasf3a). The transcript has 9 exons. The coding region runs from base 213 to 1601 and encodes 462 amino acids. Gene Ontology annotation, cellular component: cytoskeleton; SCAR complex. Lineage: Eukaryota; Metazoa; Chordata; Actinopteri; Labriformes; Labridae. The record is from RefSeq and is a predicted model, not a curated record. Gene Ontology annotation, biological process: actin cytoskeleton organization; positive regulation of Arp2/3 complex-mediated actin nucleation. Gene Ontology annotation, molecular function: Arp2/3 complex binding; actin binding; protein kinase A regulatory subunit binding.